Messenger RNA from Erinaceus europaeus (western European hedgehog), 4209 nucleotides. It is a transcript of the gene CAMSAP3, whose product is annotated as calmodulin regulated spectrin associated protein family member 3. Gene Ontology annotation, biological process: negative regulation of microtubule depolymerization; neuron projection development; cytoplasmic microtubule organization. Gene Ontology annotation, molecular function: microtubule minus-end binding; calmodulin binding; spectrin binding. Gene Ontology annotation, cellular component: microtubule minus-end. Lineage: Eukaryota; Metazoa; Chordata; Mammalia; Eulipotyphla; Erinaceidae. The record is from RefSeq and is a predicted model, not a curated record. Bases 130 to 3891 code for a protein of 1253 amino acids. The transcript is spliced from 19 exons.
CUCGGCCGCACCUGGCGCGGCGGCGGUGGCGCGGAGGGAGGAGGCCCCGGGUGCGAGGAGCCGGCAGCCGGCGCCGCAGCCCAGCCCCGCAGCACCCGCGAACGAUCUACCCGCAGCCCCGGCGCCGCCAUGGUGGAGGCGGCGCCCCCGGGGCCCGGGCCGCUGCGAAGGACCUUCCUGGUCCCCGAGAUCAAGUCGCUGGACCAGUACGAUUUCUCGCGGGCCAAGGCGGCCGCCAGCCUGGCGUGGGUGCUGCGGGCCGCCUUUGGGGGCGCAGAGCACGUGCCCUCCGAGCUGUGGGAGCCCUUCUACACCGACCAGUAUGCCCAGGAGCACGUGAAGCCCCCGGUCACCCGGCUGCUGCUGUCAGCCGAGCUCUACUGCCGGGCUUGGCGCCAGGCGCUGCCCCAGCUCGAGACGCCGCCCAGCCCCUCGGCGCUGCUGGCCCUGCUGGCACGGAGGGGCACGGUGCCCGCGCUGCCUGAGCGCCCGGUGCAGGAGGCUGACCUGAGGCACCAGCCCAUCCUCAUGGGCGCCCACCUGGCUGUUAUCGAUGCCCUCAUGGUGGCCUUCGCCUUUGAGUGGACCAAGACCCUGCCUGGUCCCCUAGCUCUGGCCAGCCUGGAACACAAGCUCCUUUUCUGGGUGGACACGACCAUCCGACGGCUGCAGGAAAAGACGGAGCAGGAAGCCACCCAGCGAGCCUCUCCUGCGGCCCCUGCAGACGGGGUGGCCCCCGCGCAGCCCUCGUGCCCCACACGCUGGUACUGGAAGCUGGUUCCUCACGCAAUUGCCUUCUGUUUGAAGGAGUCGGGGAGCAAACCCCCAAUGAUCCGGUACCGCAAAGACCGCGCUGUAGCCCGACGUGCCCCCUGCUUCCCGGCUGUGACGAGCCUCCAGGACCUGGCGAGUGGGGCCGCGCUGGCUGCCACCAUUCACUGCUACUGUCCCCAGCUGCUGCGCCUGGAGGAGGUUUGCCUCAAGGACCCUAUGUCCGUGGCGGACAGCUUGUAUAACCUUCAGCUGGUGCAGGACUUCUGUGCUUCGCGCCUUCCCCGUGGCUGUCCGCUGGCUCUGGAAGAUUUGCUCUAUGUGCCUCCACCUCUCAAGAUCAACCUUGUGGUGCUCUUGGCGGAAAUGUUUAUGUGUUUCGAGGUCCUGAAACCAGACUUCGUUCAAGCCAAGGACUUACCCGACGGACAUGCUGCCUCCCCCCGGGCUGCGGAGACCGCCACGCCCCAGAACAGCGGCAGCAGUUCUCCUGUUUUCAACUUCCGCCACCCACUCUUGUCGUCUGGAGGUCCCCAGUCCCCACUCCGUGGGUCCACAGGCUCCAUGAAGUCCUCCCCGUCCAUGUCCCAUAUGGAGGCCCUGGGGAAGGCCUGGAACCGCCAGCUCAGCCGCCCCCUCUCCCAGGCCGCGUCGUUCAGCACCCCCUUUGGCCUGGACAGCGAUGUGGACGUGGUGAUGGGAGACCCGGUCCUCCUGCGCUCCGUCAGCUCUGAUAGCCUGGGCCCCCCACGCCCUGCCGCCGCUGCUGCUGCUGCGUCCCCUGGACCCCCGCCACCCACCGCCGAGCCCGGGGAGCUGCCCACCAUCGAGGAGGCCCUGCAAAUCAUCCACAGCGCCGAGCCCCGCCUGCUCCCGGACGGCGCGGCCGACGGCAGCUUCUACCUCCACUCCCCAGAGGGCCCCAACAAGGCCCCGGUCUACCUGUCUCACCCGGAGCCCCCCCUGAAGCCCGAGCCCCCCGGCCCACCUGCAGGGCAGGCCCAGCCGUCGGAGGGCAGCUCCUCCCCGAAGGCCCAGCCGUCAGAAGUGAAGAUGACCAGCUUUGCCGAGCGCAAGAAACAGCUGGUGAAGCCGGAGACAGAUCCUGGGUCCCCGGCAGCAGUGGCAGCGACAGGGGGACUCCCCCCCGAGGCCUUGAGCUCGGAGAUGAGUGAGCUGGGCGCCCGGCUGGAGGAGAAAAGGCGGGCCAUCGAGGCCCAGAAGCGCCGGAUCGAGGCCAUCUUCGCCAAACACCGUCAACGCCUGGGCAAAAGUGCCUUCCUGCAGGUGCAGCCCAGGGAGGCCAGCGGGGAAACUGAGGCAGAGCCGGAAGCAGAGGCCGAGCCCAGCCCGGUGCCCGGCGGGGAGCGGGCGGCCGGCGAGGGCCAGGGGGAGCCCUCCCCGCGCCCCAAGGUGGUCACGUUCUCUGCCGACGUGGGUCCACCACCCCCCGAGGGGCUGGGGGACUAUAACAAGGCGGUCAGCAAACUGAGUGCGGCACUGAAUUCACUGCAGAGGGACAUGCAGAGGCUCACAGACCAGCAGCAACGCCUCCUGGCCCCCCCGGAUCCCCCUGGGCCUGCCCCGGCUUCGGCCACCUGGGUCAUCCCGGGGCCCCCCAGCGCCCCCAAGGCCGCAUCCCCCAGCCCCGCCCGACGAGCCCCGGCCUCCCGCCGCAGCCCCGGGCCGAGCCCCGCACCCCGGAGCCCCAAACACACACGGCCGGCCGAGUUGCGCCUGGCCCCCCUGACCCGCGUGCUCACGCCCCCCCACGACGUGGACAGCCUCCCCCACCUGCGCAAGUUCUCCCCCAGCCAGGUGCCCGUGCAGACCCGUUCGUCCAUCCUCCUGACCCAGGGCACCCCGCCCGAAGAACCCCCCAGCCGGCCCGGCCUCAUCGAGAUCCCUUUGGGCAGCCUGGAGGAGCCCCCCGCUGAAGAUGAGGCUGAUGGGAGCCCACCUGGGGCCGAGGACUCCCUGGAGGAGGAGGCAUCUUCCGAGGGAGAGCCCCGGGCUGGGCUGGGGUUCUUCUAUAAGGAUGAAGACAAGCCCGAGGACGAGAUGGCCCAGAAACGGGCGAGCCUCUUGGAGAGGCAGCAGCGACGGGCAGAGGAGGCUCGAAGACGCAGGCAGUGGCAGGAGGCUGAGAAGGAGCAGCGGAGAGAGGAGGCUGUGCGGUUGGCCCAGGAGGAUGUGGCCCCCACACCCCCGGCCCCCGCGGCCCCCCAAGCUCCUCCCACAGGGGCCCCUGCCGGCCGGGGCCCAGCCGAAGAAGAGGUGGGACCCCGGCGGGGGGACUUCACGCGGCUGGAGUAUGAACGGAGGGCCCAGCUCAAAUUGAUGGACGAUCUUGACAAGGUGCUUCGGCCCCGGGCAGUGGGCACCGGGGGGCCCAGCCGGGGGGGCCGCAGGGGUCCCCGACCUCGUUCCGGCUGCUGUGACGAUUCCGCCCUGGCCAGGAGCCCCGCCCGAGGCCUGCUGGGCUCUCGGCUCAGCAAGGUGUACUCACAUUCUACCCUGUCCCUGUCCACUGUGGCCAACGAGGCCCCCAAUAACCUGGGUGUGAAGGGACCGAUGUCCAGGGCUCCAUCUCCUUCCGGCCUCAUGUCUCCCAGCCGGCUCCCAGGUAGCCGCGAACGGGACUGGGAGAACGGCAGUAACGCCUCGUCCCCCGCCUCAGUGCCUGAGUACACAGGCCCCCGACUGUACAAGGAGCCAAGUGCCAAGUCCAACAAGUUCAUCAUUCACAACGCCCUAUCCCACUGCUGCCUGGCUGGAAAGGUUAACGAACCGCAGAAGAAUCGCAUCCUGGAGGAAAUCGAGAAGAGCAAAGCCAACCACUUCCUCAUCCUCUUCCGCGACUCCAGUUGUCAGUUCCGGGCGCUGUACACACUGUCAGGGGACACGGACGAGUUGUGUCGGCUGACGGGGUACGGCCCCCGCACGGUCACCCCCGCCAUGGUCGAGGGCAUCUAUAAAUACAACUCGGACCGCAAACGCUUCACCCAGAUUCCGGCCAAGACCAUGUCCAUGAGCGUGGACGCCUUCACCAUUCAGGGACACCUCUGGCAAAACCGGAAGCCCACCACCCCCAAAAAGGGUGGCGGCAUCCCCAAAUAGCUCCGUCCUCUUCCCCCUGCCACCCCACCCUCAUCCCAGAGACACAGCUGGGGGAAAAGAGAAAGGGGGGGGAGGAGACAGUCAGUUGUGAUUCCUGGGUUCUGUCUGACUCCUGUCCCCUUCCCCCUCCCAUGAAAAAUAAUAUUUCUUGGGGGUGAGGCUGGAGCUUCUCCCCCCCACCACUGCCCCCAACUUUUGUCCUGUCCUGCUGUUGGGGCUGAGCUGGGAGGUUCAGGGACUCAGGGCUCAGUUCAGCCCUCUGUCUGUCUAUAUUACAUCACCCCCUCACCUCUUUCUUGAAUAAAAUAAUCAAGACCA